Molecule: messenger RNA, 1970 nt
Organism: Ipomoea triloba (trilobed morning glory)
Lineage: Eukaryota; Viridiplantae; Streptophyta; Magnoliopsida; Solanales; Convolvulaceae
Product: rho guanine nucleotide exchange factor 8-like
Exons: 6
Coding region: 76-1749 (557 amino acids)
Molecular function (GO): guanyl-nucleotide exchange factor activity
Source: RefSeq, a predicted model, not a curated record
AUUCCCCUCCUGCAUCACAACAAGAAGAAGAAAAUUAAAACAAGAAACUAGUUACUGCAAAUCUUGAUUGGUUUCAUGCCCCGAUGCCCGUGUGUGCAAGGCGUUUGUCGCAGAGGUAAGAGGAUCAGAAGGGACAAGAUGGUAACGGAGGAGCGUGUGAUUCAGAAGUCAUGGUCUUUCAACUUUAGGAAGAUGUUUGAGCUCCCAGGGAAGAAAUCUCAGAGCUUGAAUGGCUUUGACAAUGGGAGCUGCAGGGAAGGCGAGGGGGGAAGAUCGGGGAGUCCAGUAGAGAAUCAAAGCUCAAGCAGCAUUUUAAAAGCCUGGGAGAAAGUCCCUAUUUCGCGGUUGGGCAAGUCGGGUAACCAGAAAGAGAAAGAUAAAGAGAAAGAGAGGGAGAAAGAGAAAGAGAGAGAUAGAGAGAUGCAGAUGAUGAGGGAAAAGUUUGCUAAGCUGCUUCUAGGAGAGGACAUGUCUGGAGGAGGCAAAGGUGUUUCAUCUGCUCUGGCUUUAUCAAAUUCCAUCACAAAUCUUGCUGCUUCUGUUUUUGGAGAACAAUCCAAGUUGGAGCCUAUGUCUGCAGAGAGAAAAGCAAGGUGGAGGAAGGAGAUAGGUUGGCUUUUAAGUGUGACAGAUUACAUUGUUGAAUUGGUUCCUUCUCAACAAAAAGGAAAGGAUGGAUCGACUUUCGAGAUAAUGGUGACUCAACAAAGAAGAGAUCUUCUGAUGAACACACCUGCAUUGAAGAAGCUUGAUGCCAUGCUCAUUGACUGCUUAGAUAAUUUCUCAGAGCAGAAUGAAUUCUGGUAUGUCUCGAAAGACGCGGAUGAAUCAGAGAGAGGCGUCCAGAAGAGCGAGAAAUGGUGGCUCCCCACGGUUAAGGUUCCACCGGGUGGCUUGUCUGAUUCAGCAAGGAAAUGCCUGCAGUACCAGAAAGAAUGUGUAACCCAAGUCCUAAAAGCAUCCAUGGCCAUAAAUGCUCAAAUUUUAUCAGAGAUGGAAAUCCCAGAAUGCUACCUUGAAGCACUCCCAAAGAAUGGCAGAGCGAGUCUUGGCGAUGCACUCUACAAGAGCAUAACUGUUGAGUUUUUCGACCCUGAUCAAUUCCUGUCAAUAGUCGACCUGUCAACAGAACACAGUGUUCUUGAUCUAAAGAACAGAAUAGAGGCAUCUAUAGUGAUAUGGAAAAGGAAGAUGAACCAGAAGGAUGGGAAGUCAUCUUGGGGUGUAAGUUUGGAGAAGAGAGAGCAGUUUGAAGAAAGAGCAGAAACAAUCUUGAUCCUACUCAAACACCGCUUCCCGGGGCUCCCUCAAUCUUCCCUCGACAUCAGCAAAAUCCAAUUUAACAGAGACGUAGGACACUCGAUUCUGGAGUGCUACUCGAGGGUACUCGAGAGCCUGGCCAACACUGUCAUGUCUCGCAUUGAAGACGUCCUUUAUGCUGAUUCUCUCGCGCAGGAGCCAUCCCUGGCAGCAGUUAAACGGAAACCACCAUCACCUCCACCCGCAAAUGGGACAGCCACCCCUUUGGAAGAGACAGAAAACACAGAAACGCCAAACUCAAUGACGUUAUCUGAUUUCAUGGGCUGGAAUUUUGAGCCAGGACCGGGAGAGCCAGGAGUGGGAGAGACGGGAAUUCACUCCACAGAUAAUUUAGAUGUUAGCAACAAGUCACCUAGUGUCAGCCCAAAGAAGUUUUCUUACCUAGAAAAGAUAGAAGCCGGCCAAAGGAGUCCCACUGCACGCCAUUAACAGCAAGCGUUAAAGAAAAAUCAGAAGAAAAGCGAGGCACAGAGACAGAAAUAAGUACAGAUACACAGGAAAAGGCUAUAGCAGUAGACAGCUUAACUUACCAGCCAUUUCAAGGAGUUGAAUGGUUUUGUAGCUUUUGUAUGCUCCUUUCCAUUGCUGAUAGAGAAAUUCAAGAUGUUUGUAAAUGUUCUUGACUAAUUUAACAUGGUAUUUGAUAGCUU